AUGCUGAUUACCGAUUUUCUCUACAACAUCAUUCUCAGUCCCGAAUGGGAUCCAAUCGAGUUCGAACCUCGAGGAGACCGAUCGGAAAUCCUACGCCAGCCAGUCGAGUGCAUCCGAGCUAUAUGCCUGUCAAACUUUCAGUCCAACAGACCAAACAAUUGGACCUUUUUUUUGUCAACCUCGGAGGAAAACAUGACGGCCGUAAGGCUUGAUUGUCACCCAACCUACUACCGCGCAACCACUGUCCUUGAAAACAGUAACGGCUCCAAAGCCAACAUUUUCUUUGAAAAGAAAACGACCCUGGUCCCACCCGAGGGGGAAUUGACCUUUGUUUUGACCGUGAACCCGGGAUUCACAGUGGGGAAUAUCCACGAGAUCAUUGUUUUGAAUAACCGGCACAAAUACGAGAUGGACAAUGAUGGUUGGUCUGACCGAGCCUGGGUCCAUGACCAAAUCGAACUCUUCAACCAACAUGGUAUCUUCGCCAAUCAGGAUGAGGUUGCACUAGUGAUGAAUGGAAUCCAGAAAAGAUGGCCAGGGGAGUUCCCCGACCCGCUCCAGAUGGGGACCUACUAUGGAUGA
Messenger RNA from Penicillium griseofulvum, 582 nucleotides. RefSeq lists its product as uncharacterized. The record is from RefSeq and is a predicted model, not a curated record. Bases 1 to 582 code for a protein of 193 amino acids. NCBI's taxonomy places the organism in Eukaryota, Fungi, Ascomycota, Eurotiomycetes, Eurotiales, Aspergillaceae. The transcript has 2 exons.